AUGCCGAUUCUCAACUCCCCCUUUGCGCCGUCAGCCUUCGCCAACAGUUCUGGCCGCGGUGAGGUUGUCCUUACCGUGUUGCCGCCGUCUAUACCGUCUCUGUCGACUCUAUCCUACAACUACCCUCUCAAGCUGCUCUCGCGGACUCCAGAAGAAGGGCUGAAGUCGAGGUAUCCCGCCACCGCAACUGCGCCGUUACACCUCUAUCUUCUCACCUACGGUGGCGGUUUGCUUCCUGGAGACCAUAUCGAUGUCCUUAUAACGGUUAAACAGAGAGGAAGGCUUGUCGUCACGACUCCGCAGGGGAGCACGAAGAUAUUCAAGACCGAGGCACAGGGUGGCAGGAAGAGACGUGUCCCCAAGACAGACAGUGAUCGGAGCAAGCAGACUCUCACAGUCCAAUUGGGCCGAGAGUCGGGGCUGUGCUUGCUACCAGACCCGUCUGUGCCGUUUGCGGAUAGUCGGUAUGACCAGUUUCAGAGCUUCACUCUUCUUCGUGAGGAUGGCGUGCAGGGCGAGAAGGCCACGAAGCCGGUCCACAAGGGGAGCCUCUGUGUGCUCGACUGGGUGACGGAAGGGCGUAGCGCUAGGGGUGAAAACUGGUCGUUCGAUUCAUGGACAGGAAGAAAUGAAGUCUGGCUGGAAGACUGCAAGACCGGGAAGAGAAGACUACUGCUUCGUGAUGCGGUGAUCCUCGAAAACGACACAGGUGCUAAGAAGCAACAAGAUGGUGACUCUGCGCAGGCACAUCUACCUACUCCCAAGGCGCAGACGCCAGUUCGCUCUCGCACCCACUCCCACGGCGUUCUCGGAACGCUGAUCAUCCAUGGGCCAUUGUUCGAGUCUCUCGCUGAUUACUUCAUGGAAUCUUUCACUUCACAGCCUAGAAUAGGCGGCCAGAACUGGUCGUCGAGUUCCAUGUACUAUCCCACACAUACCAAUGAAUGCACCAAUAAUAACGAGAGAGAUGAUGAUUCCGCGACGAAGUCCACAGAGAAGCACCACGGGAAGGUGACAUGGACUGCUGCACGAGUACGCAAUGGGUUUGUCCUUGUGAAGUUUGGUGCUCCGGAUUUCGAGAGUGCCAGAGAUUGGCUGGGCCAUAUUCUCAGGACUGAGGGAAGUGUCCAACGCGAGUUUGGCGAAGAAGCCCUUGGCUGUCUAUAG
Molecule: messenger RNA, 1167 nt
Organism: Microsporum canis CBS 113480
Lineage: Eukaryota; Fungi; Ascomycota; Eurotiomycetes; Onygenales; Arthrodermataceae
Product: urease accessory protein UreD
Exons: 1
Coding region: 1-1167 (388 amino acids)
Molecular function (GO): nickel cation binding
Source: RefSeq, a predicted model, not a curated record